AUGGCAUUGACAGAGUGGCUAAGAAACGAUACAGAUACGGUUCGGAUGCCCAAGGGACUUACCAGGAAGGGCGGUGGCUUUGAGUGCGCGACUGGGAAGGAUUGCGUGCAUAAGGGCGCGAUGUUCUGGGACUGCCAUGGGAAGAAGUCUAAAGAGUUUGCCCACUGUGGACCUCCAGAGCAACCAGAGAUAGAUUUCAGGGACAACUUCAUAGAACCCUAUGCGACCGAGUGGAGACAAAAGCAAUCUCAGAAGAAGAAUGUAAAGAUCAAAGAUCCUGAUGUUGAAAAGAGGAUAGAGGAUAUAAUGGGGAAGAAGAGGAGAUAG
Molecule: messenger RNA, 327 nt
Organism: Fusarium musae
Lineage: Eukaryota; Fungi; Ascomycota; Sordariomycetes; Hypocreales; Nectriaceae
Exons: 2
Coding region: 1-327 (108 amino acids)
Source: RefSeq, a predicted model, not a curated record